AUGGGAGCGCAGGGGUCAAAGGGGUCCACAAAGCCAAGCUCAGCUGUGCACCUCAGAGGCAAGAAAGACCUCGCAGGAGUGGGGGUGAUCUUCAGGAAGAACCAUGAGGGAUUCCUCAUAGUGAAGGAUCUGGUCGGAGGAUCCGCUGCGGAUCAGAGCGGGCUGAUAGAGCCCGGAGACAUGUUAACCCAGGUGGAUGAUAUCAAGGUAGCCAAGGCGAGCAUAGCGGAGAUCUCAUCUCUUGUUCUUGGAGAGCCUGGGCAGCAGGUCAAGUUGAAGUUCGUGCGUAUGGUUGGGAAGUCAAAGAAGAAGUACAAGGUCACGCACAUUCACUUGGAUUGCUUGCAAGACCAGGACUUGAGCAAGGGGGCUAGCGUGGAAGAAUCGCAUGCAAGGGAUGUAUUGGAUGCCGACGGCAACGUGGUUGGACCAGGGCUGAUUCAGCGAGCGAAGGCAGCGAAAGAGCAAGACGUCUUCGGUGUCGAGCGCAUCGACGCGUCCCAUCCAGCAUGGCCCGGGAACAACCUGAAGAGGAACGUGGUCGCCCAAGGAAAUCUCAACACAGAAGCGCAAGUGACGAAGUCGCCGGGCGAGAAGAAGAAGAAGAAGAGCACGAAGACAGCGGAGAAGGAAAAGGAGAAGGAGGCGGAGAGAUCUAUGCCGUCGUCCAUUCCGAGCUCGUCGGACAUGUACAUGAAGUCAGAGGAGAUGACAAAGAGCCAGACAAGGGAGCAGAAGAAGCAAGUGGUGGAGGCCAACAAGGACUCAGGCAGCCUGUCUCAGGAGCAGGAAGUCUCGAACCUCUUCGACAGCUUCAUGGAUCCCUUCUUCGUUGCAGCUGCUGCCGCCGAAGACCAUAGCCCAGCGUCUGUCCUGCAUCCCCUUCCAGCCACAAAGGAGGAUGACGAUGUGCCGGAAGCAGUCGUCACUGUGGAGGAUGCAGAAGAAGCCGACACGCCCGACUGGGAAGGGAUCGCUCAGAGCAGGGUUCUGGUGUUCGAGGCUAAGAGCAGGGAGCAAAAGGCGGAGAAGCCCAAGAAAGUGGAUCUUGAGAAGGAAUGGGCGAAGACCGCAGCCAAGCAGUCUUCUGAUCCACCCCCGAGCGUCAAGGCAUGCGCAGGAAGCGAACUUUCCACUUCCAGCCUGACGAGUCUGCAGCAGACCGUCGAGCCUCCCGUCAAGGAGGAAAAGAAGCCUCUGAAACCCGUGGUAAAGAAGACGUCGCCACGAGCAUCGGAUGCGCCUAAGAAGAUGGGCGGGAAAGGAGAUCUAGCGGCGUUGAUGGCAGCGAGGAAGAAGCAGAUGGACGAGGCAGACGACGAUGGCUACUACUUCUAA
Messenger RNA from Guillardia theta CCMP2712, 1338 nucleotides. RefSeq lists its product as hypothetical. NCBI's taxonomy places the organism in Eukaryota, Cryptophyceae, Pyrenomonadales, Geminigeraceae. Bases 1 to 1338 code for a protein of 445 amino acids. The record is from RefSeq and is a predicted model, not a curated record. The transcript is spliced from 23 exons. Gene Ontology annotation, molecular function: protein binding.